AUGGCGGCUGCUAAGCGGAUGCGAUUCUCGCUUGGUGAAAGUUCCAAGAGUCAAAAUGGAUCUAAUUCAAAAGGAAAUUCUUCUAAAAGUGGGAAAGUUCAUAACGUAGACUCUCUUCUAGACAUAUGUGCUAAAAUCGUGGGCGAAAAUAUCCCUUUUCAAACUAUUGAGCAGCGUUUUGACAGAAUACCCGAACCAGUCCAAAGCAGGAUUGUGUUUUGGUCGUUUCCUCGAAAUGAAAGGGAUAUUUGCAUGUAUUCUUCCUUUACUCAGGUCGGAAAAGAAAAUGCAGACAGUGACAAACUUCCAUUCAACCAAGGUGUUAAACUUUUGGAAUCUGGAGCAGUGGAUAAUGUUUUACAAAUAGGAUUCCAUUUAAGUGGGCGAGUCACAGAGCCAGCUAGUCCUCUAUUCUCACAGCCUGAACGUGUCUUUCAAGUUUCUAUCAGCUUUGAUAGGUGUAAAAUUACAUCGGUAAAAUGUGGUUGCGGCAACAAAGAUAUAUUUUGGUGUCAGCAUGUUGUCGCGUUGUCCCUGUACAGAAUUCGCAAAGCGGACAGUGUACAGUUACGGGUACCUAUUUCCGAAACAUUAUUACAAAUGAACCGAGAUCAAUUACAAAAGUUUGCGCAGUAUUUAAUAUCCGAGCAUCAUACGGACGUGCUUCCCACCGCCCAGAAUAUUGCAGACGAAAUUUUACAAGCAAAGUCACAAAUCAACAUGCUGGAUGGUGCUCCGGACCCUACAGCAGGGGCGUCAGUGGACGAGGAGAACAGCUGGCAUUUGGACGAGGAUCAGGUCCGGGAACAAGUGCGCGCAUACCUCUCUCAGGGAAACUACCUCACUUCCGCUAACCACCUCAAUGCCAUGUUUGCAAAAGUGCGAGAAAUGUUACAAGCAAAGGACUCCAAUGGAGCUCGAAUGUUACGUCUGAUCACAGAGCAGUUCUUGGCCGACCCACGACUGGUCGUGUGGCGCGCGCAGGGUACACAGAUGAACGACAAGUGCAGACAACUCUGGGAUGAACUAGGUGCUCUGUGGGUGUGCGUAGUCUUGAACCCAAAUUCGGGCUGUCUCGACAAGGAACAGUGGCAACAGCUUCUCGAGUCAUGGUCAGCGAAUCACGUGUGUCCACUGGAGGAUGCUGACUCUCGAUCGAUAAUAACGACGCAUCUUGGUGCUGAUAAUCUAGGCGCUACUCUUAGUCAGCAGCAGUCUCGAGCAAGAACGAUAUUCCACAGAGCUUUGGAGGCGAGUAAACUCACAUGGAAAGAUCGGCACCUACAGCUCAUCUUAAACUACGAUAUCGAUAUCGACACUGCUGACCGAGAAUCAGACCUGUUUGAUUGUCGGGGAGUUCCUCUAUGGCAUGAGCACCUCCCAACAGCAUGUGCCCGUGUUGAUGCUCUACGUUCCCAUGGUUACAGUCAGGAAGGGCUACGAUUGGCUGUAAUCAUUGUCCAAACACUGAAACACCAGCAGAAAUUGAACCUAGAGAAACAUCGAAUAGAAAUGGAAGGUUUGCCGAGCACUAGUCGCGGUUCAGGGACUUCGUUUCUCGUGCAGACCAACAUGGAGCCCUGGGUGGGACACCCGCUAGACCCGAUAUCAGUGCUGUUUGACACACUUCUCGAGGCGUCAAAAGUCGAGGAAUCUCCACAUGGCAUGGAUCCACUAAGUAGUCGUCUGUUUUUCAACGAGAACGGAUCCAGCUGUCUUCCAGUGAGAUACAACCAUCGUCCUGUCCCUGGUCACUGUGAGCUAACAGAAUCCUACCUCACCCUCGCUCUAGAGAUCGCAUUGAUAGGCCUGGGCCAACAACGGAACAUGCCAACAGGCUUGUAUGCCCAGGAGAAGACGUGUAAACAGGAACAAAAACUUCUUUCGAAGCUGCAGGCCCUUGAUCUCGACCCAACCCUCGUUGACGUUCUUUGUCAGCAAUGUUGUCACAUGUUAGAAGGAGGCCCAACAUGUGGUCUAGGUAUGGGAAUUCACACAGAGAGCUACCCGAUGCACACCUUCGCCAAAUACCUCUUCAACAGUCUCCUUACUCAUGACGAAGACCUUGCAUACAGGGUCGGACUAAGAGCUUUAAGAUUGCCAGUGUUAGAGAACACAGAAGAAAUUGAUGAUGGAAUAAACAACAUGGGUUCCAUGGUGCUGAGUCGGUUUCCACGCUGGUUCAUUCUCGAACACGUCGAGGGACAGCAAUGCGAGCUGGCAUGUACACUUCUCAACGCUGCCAAAGAAAGGUUACACGCCACUAUUUCAGACUCGUCAUCGCGCCUGACGACGGUGCUUGAGGCUUCUCAACAGCACAUACAUAGUUCAUCUCAGCUGUUCAAGUUGGCCCAGGACUCCUUCAAGAUUGCCACACCCCCUGACAACCCUAAACACCUCCCAGCCCUUAAUGCGGCUUACAAGUUAGGGCUUCAGGUGAUGCGUAUGACACUGAUGACGAUGAACUGGCGACGUCGAGACAUGGUACGGUGGCUGGUUACAUGCGCGACGGAGGUGGGAGUACACGCGCUCAUGUCCAUCAUGCAGACAUGGUACUCUCUCUUCCAGCCUAUAGAGGCUACAGGGAUGGUGGCGACCACGAUCAUGACUCCAGCGACCAUGAUUCAGCUGAACCUGACAUUUCCACAGCAAGAAGAGCUAGCCAAGUGUGCCCGUACCCUCGCGCUGCAGUGUGCAUCCAAGGACCCCCAGAAUUGUGCUCUCUGUGCGCUCACACUCUGUGAGAAGGAUGCGGUUGCCUUUGAGACUGCCUAUCAGAUUGUUGUGGAUUCUGCCUCACAUAUCAUGAACUCGAGUCAUUUGUUCACGAUAGCAAGAUACAUGGAGCAUCGUCAUUAUAGACACAGAGCAUACAAACUGUCACUCCUUGCUAUGAAAAAUCUGCACCUGGCUUACAACCAGGAUUCGCAUCCUGCAAUUAACGAUAUACACUGGGCGUGUGCAUUAAGCCAUUCCUUAGGAAGAGUCGAACUAGGCAAUAUGAUCCCUCUUCUGGUGAAAAACGUGCAAUGUGCGAUGGUGUUGUCUGACAUUCUCCGGCGUUGUACACUCUCCGCACCUGGUCUGGCUAACACAGACGGAAAACGUCGCACUGUUAAACUGUUGUCGUACGACAAACAGCCCCUUCGCCAGCUAAUGGAGGCUACAAUAUGUGCAUUUGUGAAUACAACACACUCGAAGCUUACUCACAUUAGUCCGAGGCAUUACGGGGAUUUCAUAGACUUCCUGAGCAAAGCACGGGACACGUUUUUGCUCGCCCACGACGGACAUAUGCAAUUCACUCAGCUUAUAGACAGUCUAAAACUUGUGUACAAAGGCAAGAAAAAACUUAUGUCACUCAUUAAAGAGAGAUUUGGGUUGUGACCCGAGACUGGAAUUAGCAAUAUUUUUCGUUACAUAGAGAAUAUUUGCUUGUGAGCAAAUAAAACAAGGUAUUUCCCUCAAUAUGCUUGAGCCUGCGUUGCACUCAUAAAUUAUAUCUCAUUGUCUUAUGUUAGUGCUAUGAGGGGGCUUCAAAAGUCCUUUGACUUCGUUGUAUUCUAUUUAUUUAAUGUUAAUGUAUUUGAUAGAGGUAUAUUGUGCUAAGGACAUUUAUUUGUUUUCUUCCUAUGUGAAGUUGAUUAAAUUUCUCAGUCCUAUUGUUCAUCAUUUCUUCACAAUUUAAGUUAUCUGAAUUGUUCAGUCGUAUUUAUUUUAUAUACAAUUGUGUGUAUAAUUAUGUCUACCUACUGACCUGGCAUUAUACGUGUAUGUUUUUGGCGAGAAAUUUGAAAAAAGGUAAGAAAAUCAUCGGAACAAAUUAUUGACGUCCACUUUAUAACGGGUAAAUUUUUGCAUUAUAAGAACAAAGGGCCCACCUUAUCAGCAACAUUAUUCGAGCAUUCGCUAUCCGAAACAAUACUGAAAAAAUAAUUGGGGAGAAAAUGGAUGUUUGAUUCAUUGGCUUAGAAAGAGUUUGUUCGAGUUUGACAUUAUAAAUAUUCUUUUGAAUUUGUGAUGUUGACUUCAAUAAUUUAUGAAAAAUCUUCAUCUUACAAUAUAUUUUUCCUUAAAUUGUUGAUAAGUGGGCCUCUGUGUUGUUGGAUGUUUUCGUAUAAACAGCGUCAUCUUUGUUUGUUUUUUUCUUUGAGAAAAUGUAAAAAAUGUGAGAAAAUGUAAAAAAUGAAAAAGUGGUUCACGGGACCAAUUAUUGAUUAUUAGUGAUUAUUGAUAAUCAUAAGAGUUGUGCAUAAUCAUGUUUCGAAGGAGUUCAAAUCCAAAACGCCUAUUAUUGCGCGAAAUAAGCAAUAUAUAUCUGGCUUCCACUUCUGGUAUAUACAAGAUGAAUUGUGUUGUCAAUUUGAAUAUCUCAUUUAUAUUUGUCUAGUGAACAUCAAUCGUUAACAUUUCUACUUUUUUUUUUUAUUUGUUUCCUAAUACUUACCUUUGGAAUAAGUAAAUUUUUUGGUAUAUGGGAUAUAUAUAUUUUCAAAGGAAUAUUUUGGAAGAUUUUCAAUAGGAAACAUAGUCAAGAUUUUUUUAUAAAAGAAUAUUGGAAGUAUUGGAUAUAAAAUAUCAGUGUCUAAAGAAAUCUAGUAAGACUUACCAGUUCGGAAUAGAGUCUAUUUAUGUACAUAAGUGACCUGGUGCUGAAGUUUUGUUUCAUAUACAUUGAUGUUAUGUUGUUGUUGUAUGUGCCAUUAUUUGUGCAUGAAAGUUUCUCUAGGUGAAAUAAGUAUAAACUAUAAACUAAGUAGCCCUAUGUUUAAAGGGUUUUCUGUCAGUGAAAGAUUUUUUUUUUGUCAGGUUUUGGUAUGCCAAAAUAAAUUUAGGAGGGAACAAAUGGAUAGAAAAAUUAUGGCUACUGUCUUGCUAUUCAUUGAAAAUUUAUACAAAAGCAAUUAGCAUUUAAUCAGAAACUAUAGGAGGAAUGCAUGUCAGAUGCAAAAUACCCCAAACAAACCCUGAACUUGUGAGGUUCAUGGUAAGUUCUGGGUCUCCUUCUUGCAGAUCAAAUUAAGAUUUAAACCAAUGAAAAACUGUUAUAAAUAUUUAAACCAAUGAAAAACUGUUAUAAAUAUUUAAACCAGUGAAAUACUGUUCUUGAUAUUGUGAAGCGUAUUUACCGUAACUACCCUAUUGUUUAAUGGUUUUGUUUUUACCAUGUAUGUGUUAAAGAUUUUAUUUCUGUUAUUGUUGAUUUUUGUUCAGGAAUUAUAACAACAGAUUCUGAAAUAUUGUAUGCAGGAUCAGCAUUUAUUUAUGACAGUCUUACCAUUUUUCUGUUGCAUUUUCAAUUCUGACAAUGGGUCUAAUCACAGGCUUUCUACUGGGUCAUAGUAGGCGGAGCUUACCCGUGCAAUAACUAUCCUGCGGAUUAUAUGGUUCAAAUCAAUUACUUUAACAUUACCGUCAUGAUUGAAAUCAUACUAGCGCAAAUUGCCCGUGGAUAAUUUCUAACUCUAAUUUUAACUGCAGUAAUUAUGACUUAUACAAUAAACGCAUAUGCCCAAAUAAAAUCGUAUGGAGGCUUUUUGGGGGCAUUUUAAGAAAUUUAAGAACCUUGAUAAUACUUUUUCUUACAGCAAAUCCUUAUUUUGCUGUAGGAUAAUCUUCUGAUCAUGCAUCUUUCUGAUCUUGUACCCUACUGUACAACUCUGAGGUUAAACACCACCAAAUGUUAAUGAAAUGUAUGGGUUGAAAUUACUCAAUAUUAACUUUCAAAAUAUGCCAAAUACUUAUGUUUUAUAUCUACUUUUCUGCGUCAAAAACUUCUGUACCCUAUUAAUUACUGAAAUUAAAUUCCAUACAUUUCCUACUCACUGUUCAUUAGCCAGUAGAAAACCUGAGUUCUUUUUGUUGCAUUUUCAUGUCUGACUGUCGUCUAUAAGAAUUUACUGUUGUCAUUUUUGUCUUUAUGCUUUGGACUGACUUCGUAUUUUGUAAAAUUGUGUAGAAAAGAUCUGAUCAAUUUUGUAAUUGAAAGUUACAUUUAAACAUUUUACUUUGAAAUUAUUUAAGGUUCAUGUGCUAACAUCAUAAGCGAAUAUAUCUAAACUUUAAAUUGUCAAACUGAUUGCAUUACUCAGUAUUAUAGCUAUGUGCAAAACUAUUUCAAUGCCAUAAAGGAGAGUGUAGCAAAACCUUUAACAAUAUCAGCAGAUGGUAUAUAAAGGUGAAUAAAUAAUAAUAUUGUAUUCAUGAAAGACUGUGGGUAUAUCAAAAUGGGAAAAUAACAAUCGGUAUCGGAAAUUACGAUUGUAUAUGCUGCAUUGAACAGUUCAAAUUAGGUGUUCUUAAAAGAAAUUUUUCACUGAUAAUGCAACAAAAACUGGUUUUAAAACAUGUAUGUCUUUAAACACACAAUUUUUGUUCCAUUCUGUCAACAAACUGCUUAAAGAAAAAAUGAUUUUUAGUAUUAUAAAAUGUUUACUUUACAAUGUAUUAUAUCUUAACUAAUAUGCAAAUUGUUUGAGCAGAUAUUUGGUAAGAAUGGUACUGUGUUCUUUGCAAAAUAUGCAUAGCAUAAUACUUUUAGAAGAGCUCUUUCGGAGCAAAUGCUGAUGCUAACCCUAGUAUUAGUUUUGUCCAUUUGAACAGCAAGAGCCUUGGUGUACAUGCGUGUAUUGAACUGGACAACAUACGAACCAAGUUUCAGUUAAAUAUCUUAAAAUUUUUUUUAGUUCCAAUUAUGAUGAGUUUGCAGAAUUAUAACAACUCUUGACAACACAAAACACAAAGGCUUUCUCAGAACCCG
Messenger RNA from Mya arenaria, 6757 nucleotides. Its product is annotated as zinc finger SWIM domain-containing protein 6-like. NCBI's taxonomy places the organism in Eukaryota, Metazoa, Mollusca, Bivalvia, Myida, Myidae. Gene Ontology annotation, cellular component: Cul2-RING ubiquitin ligase complex. Gene Ontology annotation, molecular function: zinc ion binding. The transcript has 17 exons. The record is from RefSeq and is a predicted model, not a curated record. The coding region runs from base 1 to 3384 and encodes 1127 amino acids.